This is a messenger RNA of Pangasianodon hypophthalmus (striped catfish), 2959 nucleotides long. RefSeq names its product aldehyde dehydrogenase 3 family, member A2b (gene aldh3a2b). The transcript has 11 exons. Lineage: Eukaryota; Metazoa; Chordata; Actinopteri; Siluriformes; Pangasiidae. The record is from RefSeq and is a predicted model, not a curated record. Gene Ontology annotation, biological process: aldehyde metabolic process. Gene Ontology annotation, cellular component: cytoplasm. The coding region runs from base 417 to 1889 and encodes 490 amino acids. Gene Ontology annotation, molecular function: aldehyde dehydrogenase (NAD+) activity.
GUAAAGGCCUGUGUGCUUGAUGAUCACCGCUUUAAGGUGCAGAUGGAUAUCCGCUACACAGCUAGUAAUCUGUCGCCCAAACAAACGUCACGUGAUGCAGCAGAGAAACUGCUGAAGUGAAAAAGACAGAGGAUGCAGGAUGAAGAAAAACUGCUGCUGCUGCUGCUGCUGCACUGUAGUGUGUCUGGACUGUCCAGAUGUUUCAGCUCCUGGCUGUUAGACAUGUUAUUGCGACAUGCCUGGCUAGACUGUUACACAUCAGAGUUAAGAGGUAUUGCAGAAUGCAGCAGGAAUCCCUCUGAGGAGGCGUUUCCCGGAUGGGUACUGUGUUAAAUAUUACUCACUUAUAAGCUACAGAGGCAAAACUCUACUUGUGUGAAAGUCUCUAUGUUUCAGCAUACUCAAGUAUUCAAGAGAUGUCUCACCAGCAGAAGGUCGUGGAGCGUACCAGGAAGGCCUUUCAUACCGGCCGCACCAAACCGCUAGAGUACCGCAUCACACAGCUAAAGAACCUCCAGCGUCUUUUUGUGGAGAAGCGGAAGGAGAUCGCAGAUGCUCUCAAGAAGGACCUCAACAAGAGCGAGUUUGGCAUCCCGCUGUUUGAGACGCUGGGUCUGGAGGGAGAGAUCAACUUAGCUGUAAGCAAGCUAGCCGAGUGGGCUGCUCCACGACCCGUGACUAAAAACCUGAUGACCAUUUCAGAUCAGGUGUACAUUCAGCCCGAGCCACUGGGAGUGGUGCUCGUUAUCGGGGCCUGGAACUACCCCUGGGCCGUCACCAUCCAACCACUGAUCGGAGCCAUCACUGCAGGUAAUGCUGUUGUUAUUAAGCCAUCAGAAGUAUGUGUUCACACUUCCAAAGUGAUGGAGGAUCUUCUGCCAUUGUACCUCGACAAGGAGAUGUACCCAGUGGUUACUGGUGGAGUCCCAGAGACUCAGGAGCUGCUGAAGCAGAGAUUUGAUCACAUCUUCUACACCGGUAACUGCAUGGUUGGGAAAGUGAUCAUGGAGGCAGCUGCUAAACACUUAACCCCUGUUACACUGGAGUUGGGUGGAAAGAGUCCCUGCUACAUCGAUAAGAGCUGCGAUCUUACCAUUGCCUGUCGACGUAUUGCUUGGGGAAAGUACACAAACUGUGGUCAAACAUGCAUUGCACCAGAUUACAUCCUCUGUGACCCGAGCAUCCAGGACAGAGUAAUAGAAGAGAUAAAGAAGAAUGUGAAGGACUUCUACACAGAAGAUCCCAAAACCUGCCCGGAUUACGGACGCAUCAUCAACACGCGCCAUUUCAAGAGAGUGAUGGCGUUGAUGGAGGACAGCACAGUGGCUGUGGGAGGAGAAACGGACGAGUCUGAGUGCUACAUUGCUCCAACUGUCUUAAGAGAUGUGAAGCCUGAGGCAAAGGUCAUGCAGGAAGAGAUCUUUGGACCCCUUCUGCCCAUCCUGAGUGUUGGCAGUGUGGAUGAGGCCAUCGAGUUUAUCAACCAGAGAGAGAAACCUCUGGCCCUCUACAUCUUCAGCUCAGACAACAAGCUUAUCAAGCGUAUGAUCUCAGAGACUUCCAGUGGAGGCGUUUUGGCCAAUGACUGCUUGGUCCACUUCUCAGUCACCUCUCUGCCGUUUGGUGGUGUUGGCAACAGCGGGAUGGGCUGCUACCACGGCAAGUUUACCUUCGACCAGCUGAGUCACCAGCGAGGCUGCCUCAUCAAGCAGCUGAAGAUGGAAGGAGUGAACAAAAUGCGCUACCCACCGCACACGGCGAAGAAACUGGACUGGGCUCGCUUCUUCAUCCUCAGUCAGGUGGAGAUGGGCAAGCUGGCUUUCAUGGCUCUAAUGGCUCUGCUGGUUGUCGGCGCUGCCGUGAUGAUUCAGAGAUACCUUGCUGACUGAGAGAGUAAAGCUGAGAUGCUGAGAAUUUAUCUCCAGGUCUGAGGAAAGCAACCAAUCAGGAUAGUCACUUCUCCCAUGGCUGCUCCACUUCCCUGCCUUAAUCUGAACAUUUUAACAGCCUUGAAAGUACUUGCUUUUAAAUCACCUCUUGUAAUAGUGCUGCGUCUAAUGAAGGAUCCAAAUUCAAUGCACACUGAUUAAUAAUGAUUUCCGAAUGUGACGUUAAUAUUAAUGCCACUUUAAUCUGUGAUUAACUUGCUUACAUGGGUUUGCCCUGACUGAAGUAUAGUCUUUAUUCUGUUUUUAAUCAGGACGAUUUUAAUGAAGGAAAAGAAAUCAUUUCACGGUUGCUAUGUAGCAUCAUAAGUGUGGUAACACUAUAUUUGAAGGCCUUUAUAACAUUCAUAACCAUUGCAUUGUGUCCUUUGCUUUACAUGAAAAAGAUUAGAGGAAACAUCUGUAUUUACAGAUUUAUCAUUAUUGGUCAGCUGCUUGAAAUUGAUACGGCAAUUUCUUUUCCCUUAUCUUGUAAGUUAUUAGUUUGUUUUUACCAACAGCACACUCAGGAUACUUUGAUAAAGCUGCAGAAAGUAUACACUGUACUUUGUAACAAUGUGACAAACGCAGAUUGAUUACCACUUUAAAACAGUUCAUGCAUAUGAGCUUUGUAAAUAUGUGAAGUUGUACUGAAACGGUGCUUUAUAACAGUUUUGAAUGCAAGUUGACAGGCAGCAUACAAUUACAUAUACAUAACAUAAUAUCCAAAAGGUCAGAUGACAAGGGGACGCUUCACAGAAGACUUUAUAGGAGACAUCUUGAUUCUUCAUGCACAUGCAUUUAGUAAAGACAGGGUAAUAACUUCCAAGAUAAUGGGAGAUCGUGAGUGGCUGGGAGACAAGGAAGCAUAAAUUACACAUUUUCCGUUUCUCACGCUUCUGUCAAUCACAGCUUCACUAGCCAAUCGUGGGAGUCUGUGAACUCAUGUAUGCAGAAGAGGGCAGACAGCUGUUGUAUGAUAGUGGAGUGCUGGCUGGUGGGUGGGACUUGGCAGAUGACCAAAAUGGGGGGGG